AUGCCACGUGUCAUUGUGCUAGCUGUGCUAGCCUCGCUGGCUUUGUAUGUGUCAGGGGACCAAAUUGUGCAAGGAGCACUUCAGAAAAUUUUCCCAUAUGCGGCACCGGCCAAAGUCAAAGCGCUAACCACCAACGUCAACAAGCAAACCGCGAAGCCGGCCGCCAAAACCGUCAUCACCAAAUGGAUUCCAGCCAACUGGAAGGCAGCAGGGGCUACUGUAGAUGCCAAGAAUCCUCUCACAAAACAGGCCUACGCUCAGAAGAAGGCGUUGACCUUCAUAGAUUUCAGAUUUUCGCUUAAAAAGUACAUCAACUAUUUGUUUGUUCAAGCAGUUAGUACGAAAUACUUGACUCAAGCGGAGGCGGAUAACAUGAAGAAAAUGUAUUGGGCUGCUGAUACUAAAGCGGUCAAUAAUUUCACAAUGACCACUCAGAUCUUCAUGGCUGAUGCUUCAAAGGUCAAAGAUGUGUCUUCCAUCAAAACCAAAGUCCAGGAGUUGAGUGGAAAGUUUGCGACUGCCAAUCCGGAAGACUACGCAAACUUGAAUUGGUCUCUUUGA
Caenorhabditis briggsae is the source of this 561-nucleotide messenger RNA. The record is from RefSeq and is a predicted model, not a curated record. The transcript has 3 exons. NCBI's taxonomy places the organism in Eukaryota, Metazoa, Nematoda, Chromadorea, Rhabditida, Rhabditidae. The coding region runs from base 1 to 561 and encodes 186 amino acids.